This is a messenger RNA of Rattus norvegicus (Norway rat), 1128 nucleotides long. NCBI's taxonomy places the organism in Eukaryota, Metazoa, Chordata, Mammalia, Rodentia, Muridae. The record is from RefSeq and is a predicted model, not a curated record.
AUGGGAGGCGAAGGGAAGGGAAGGACCCGAGGCGCUUGGGCGGAAGGGCCACAGGCCCGCAGCCGCCGCGGCUCUGUCCGGCUGCGGCCUUCGGAGGAGGCGGGGGAGGGGGCGGCCGGCUCCCGCGCGGCUUGGGGUCCCUCGGGCUGCCUAGGGGCGCCUGGUCUCUCACCCCAGCCCCGCCCACCUGCAGGGGACCGCGGUAGCGAGGGUGGAUUCCAGGAGGGGGAGGCGAGAGGGGCCACCAUCGUCCCGGGUGGCGCGCGGCCCCGCGACUCCCUCCUUACCUGCCCUCGGCUGCCGCGGCUCUUCACCAUCUACCUCGCGCCCUCACCGAGACCCGCGGGCAGCCAACCUGCAAAACGGAGGCGCACAGGUGUUACCCCGGCGGCGGGGCUAGGACCCCAGCUGCGCCCUGGGCCCCAGUGCUUCCUCCGUUCCCCACAACCUGCGGCCACCGCGGGCGGCUCGUGCGGGCUCGGGCUGCUGAGCCGGAGCCUGGGAUGGGGUGCAGCUCUCGGCGCUCAGGGCGCCCCGGGGCGCCCUGGGACUCUGGCGCCCAGAAAGAGCGCCGGCUGGGGAGACGCCGCCACUUCCCAGCUGCUCAGCGUCUCCAGGGGCUCUCAGGCAGUCCCCACCAAAGUCUCUCCAGGUCUGCACCUACAAAGGACAGUCCGGUGGGAAAUGUGGCCACACACUCCGAUCCCCCUCACUUCAUUUUCUACACAUUCCUGGAGGAGCCUCCUCGAAAUAAUUUCCCCGGAUUGUUCGUACUGGCGGACCCCAGGUUCCAGCCGAAUAAACUUGCCGAGAUCGUCUACCUGUGUGUACUUUCCAAAGCGAGAGGAAAGAAUAUUUUCGGCCCAACCCCGAACAAGGCGGGUGAAAAGUUUGAACCACAGUGUGUGCGUGGGUGAGUUCGGCAGCCGCUGGGAGCAAGGUAGAGCGGAGCACGGGGACGCCCAGGCCGCGCGGUCCGCUGCAGUCGCUGACCGGGCGCGGGGCGACCAGAAGGAAGGGGGGAGCCCGCUGAGUGAAAAGGGGCUGCGACUGCCGCUCAUCAAAGUGCUUCUCCCCUCCCCCACGCGACACUUUUCUUUGGAGUCCGAAUAAAAUACGGUAACAGAA